UGCGUGUGUGUUUAUAAAUAAAUAGCUUGCUUCUGCUUGUGCUUGCAAGAAGCAAAGCGAUCCAACCCACCAGGACUGUGAGCGAACUAGAUAUCUCGAUCUCUGAGAAGGUUCAUCGAUUAAGCGAAGGCCCCGUAGGUAGCAGCAUUACACGGAGGAAGGGGGAGACAUCUCCCAACACGGAGGGGAAGAGCUCAAACAGAAACAAGCGAGGGUCACGGCCGUUCGGGGAGGAAGAACGUAAGCCAGAGGUCGAGGUCGCCGCGGCUCGCAAGCGGCAGUCGGGCACGCCAGAGCACGGCGUCAUCCCUGCACCUUUUGAGGACAAGACGGAGGGAGGGUGACAGGCCGUUGAAGACGACGUCAUCGGUGUACAGACCCGUACAUACGUCCCACGCGAUCAACAUCAAACUGCGAUGGUUUUGGUGGGGGAAGUAACUAGUUUGAUUUCGUUCAGCAUCUUCAUCGCGGUGCGGAUCAUUGUGCUGGCAGAGAGGGCCCAGCGCAAUAGGGAGAAAUGCAGUCUGCUCAAAUAUCGCGUGGAAAUGAUUAGUCUCCUCCUGAAGGAGCUGCAAAACCAGUGGACGCCAGACCCUGUGACGAGCAGGCUACUGCAAGAUCUAUACGAUGCCCUCAACGACGGGAGGACGCUCGUGGAGUCGUGUCAGGAGAGGAGGACUUGGUCUCUCGUCUUCAAAACGCAGAAGAAGGUCAGGAAGUUCGACGCCCUCGACCAGCGGAUCUCCAAAAUCCUGGAGAUGUUCCACAUCGCCAACAUGAUCCUCAUCGUCAAGACCAACAGGAACGGCGCCGGCGCUGCUGCAGCGAGUGCCUGCGCGUCGUCGUCGUCAGCCACCGACAUCAAGGAGAUGGUGAGCCUGGCUGUUUCCAUCGUGGAGGAGGCCAAGAAGCAGAGGCAGAACACGGAGGAGAUCCAGCAGCUGGUGCAGUUUGUGGAGCAGGUAGCCAACCUGUUGCAGCAGCUUCAGUCCGUCAACCUGUGGUGGGACGCCAAGACGAAGCUGUGGCUGGAAGGUCUAAAAGACCUUCUCCAGCAGGCGCGCAACAUAUUGUCUCAUCACAAGCAGCCGCACAGGAGUAACACCAGGAUGCCGCAGGACUUCUUAUGCCCUGGCGGCGGCGGCUACUACUCGCAGGACGAACCUGAUCAGAUACUCCAGGUCGCAUACGACAUCGGGUACUAUGUCCAGGUCCUCCCCGUCAUUACCAGGCGUCAGAUACAUAUAUGAACAGCAACAAUCGAUCGAAAUGCGUGAGACAAAUACAGAUCGAGAUCAGGUUGCCGGCCACAGGGAUGAUACCAAUACAAACGUUUAAUUAUAAUAUAAUAUAUAUAUAUGUAUAUAUGCACAUCUGUAUACAUAAAAUCCUUAUGAAUUACUCAAUACUACAUUGUAUUUAUGUUUA
Lolium perenne is the source of this 1428-nucleotide messenger RNA. RefSeq lists its product as uncharacterized. Lineage: Eukaryota; Viridiplantae; Streptophyta; Magnoliopsida; Poales; Poaceae. Gene Ontology annotation, biological process: cell surface receptor signaling pathway. The record is from RefSeq and is a predicted model, not a curated record.